AUGGCGAACCACAAUUAUAAGAAUGAUGAGAAUAACAGUGAUGAAGAUGAAGAUUUGCUCACAUUCUCCCUCUCAUGCGGAGGCAGUAGAAAGAGACCAGCAAGAGACUCUCCACCAACAACGCAAGGGGCUCUGGUGAGGGUACUAUGUACGCCCUCCGACGAUGCUCCUCCUCCGGCUAAGUCAAAUCUUUGCAUCCGCCGCCGCCGUGGCGGUUCCGCAUCCGGAGUGAAGAGUGAAACCAUCCCUCCGCCGUUCCCCUGGGCGACGGACCGGCGCGCCACCGUGCACAGGCUGGACUACCUUUUAGAGAACGGGAUCCACGCGAUCAAGGGGAAGGUGGAGUGCAAGAGGUGCAAGAACAAGUUCGAGAUGGUUCUUGAUUUGAAGUACAAUCUGAGACAGUUGUUGAAAUUCAUUGAUAAGGAAUUGGAGAAGAUGCACAAACGGGCACACGAGGUUUGGAUGCGGCCUGAUCUCCCAAAAUGCGAGCAUUGCGGACAAGAAAAUAGCGUCCAACCUUCGUUCGAAAAUACGAAGAAAAAGAACAUUAACUGGCUGUUCUUGUUGUUGGGUCAAACCCUGGGUUGCUGCACGCUCGCACAAAUCAAGUAUUUCCUCAAGCACAACAACCUCCAUCGCACUGGUUCCAAAGAACAUGUUCUUUAUGAUUCCUACCUUUGCCUAUGCAAGCAGCUUAACAUCAUUGAUCCUAACACCACGUGA
Messenger RNA from Vigna unguiculata (cowpea), 726 nucleotides. RefSeq lists its product as uncharacterized. NCBI's taxonomy places the organism in Eukaryota, Viridiplantae, Streptophyta, Magnoliopsida, Fabales, Fabaceae. The record is from RefSeq and is a predicted model, not a curated record.